This is a messenger RNA of Paramecium tetraurelia, 1476 nucleotides long. RefSeq lists its product as uncharacterized. Gene Ontology annotation, molecular function: transmembrane transporter activity. Lineage: Eukaryota; Ciliophora; Oligohymenophorea; Peniculida; Parameciidae. Gene Ontology annotation, biological process: transmembrane transport. The transcript has 2 exons. The record is from RefSeq and is a predicted model, not a curated record. Gene Ontology annotation, cellular component: membrane.
AUGAAUGAAAUAGAACAAUAAGAAGCAUCACAUUAUUCAACAAUAAAUGAACUAAAAUCUGAAAUAUAAGUUGUGUCUCAGAAGGAAGACCAUUCUAUAAUAAGGUCAGACAGUAUACUGAAUUUUGAUGAUACCUUAACUUAAAUAGGGUUUGGAAGAUUUUAAAUAAUGUAAUAUUUGGUAUCAAUAACUUUGGGGGUGAUGGAAGGAGCACAAAUCACCAUUUUCACACUAAUGGUACCAAUUUUAAAAAAAGAAUGGGAUAUAUCGGAAUCUAUAGUGUCUUUAUAAACAAGUUUUAUAUUCAUAGGAUUUCUAGUGGGAUCUAUGCUAUCAGGUCAAUUUACUGAUAGAUAUGGAAGGAAGUUACCAUUUAUUUUUAGUUCAUUGUUUACAGUUCUGAUUUGCUUUGCCACAAUUCUUUGUACAAAUGUAUAUCAGUUACUGAUAAUGAGAGGACUAAUGGGUAUUUUUGUAGGUUUCUUUGCUCCAUGUUGUGUAACUUUGUUAUAAGAAAUCACCCCAAACAAUUUAAGAGGUUAAAUGACAGGAUCUGUAACAUUAAGUGUUGCAAUAGGACAAUUGUACGGUUUUUUCACGGCUUCAUUAAUCUUAGAUGGAAUAAAUGGAAGUUGGAGAUGGUUAACCUUUUUAGGUUCAUUGCCAGGAUUGGUUGCCUUGAUAUUGUCUCUAAUUUACAUUUAAGAAUCUCCUAGAUACUUACUAUUAGAAGGCAAAUAUUAUGAGGCCUUCCAAACUAUAAAAUUGAUGAUACAAACCAAUAAAACUACAGAGUUUAAUUUAUCUAUUGAGAACGAACAUAAAUUGGUGAUAUGGUCAUUAUACAUGAACAGUAUUGCGAAAAAAACAGAACAUGCUUCCUUUAAAAGUAUGCUCAAUGGAGACAGAUUAUACGUAUCAUUAGUCUUGUGGAGUAUUUGGUUUUUACUAUGCUUUGCUUAUUAUGGAAAUUUGAUGACCAUGCCUUAAAUACUCUAUUAACUAAAAGACGAUUAAUCAUAGUUGUAAUAACUAGUAUAUGCUUGUCUAAGUGAUAUUCUAGGUGCAAUUUUGGCUACGUUAAUUAUCGAUAUCAAAGGACUGGGUAGAAAGAACUCAUUAAUACUUGGGUUUCUAAUAGCAUCUGUAUUUGCCUUCUUGUAACUUUAUUAUUAUGAACACCAUUUUGCUAUUUUAGCAAUUUUACAAAAAUUGUUUCUCUCCAUGAACUACAUCUUCUGUUAUCAAUUAACCACUGAGCUUUAUCCUACCAAAUUAAGAACUACAGGAUUAGGCACAGCAGUAGCUAUUGGAAGACUGGGUGUCAUUUUGAUGCCAUGGUCGUGUAUGAUUAUUUCCUAAUAUUCAAUCAUCGCUCCAUUUCUUCUAUUUUCCAUAGCUUCCUUUUUAGGGAGUAUUUUUACUUGUUUUAUUCCUUUUGACACAUUAGGGAAGAGCUUAGAUAACAAUAAUUGA